AACAACAAACAAAUAACAAAAUUUAACAACAAAUUACCAGUUGGCAUGUGAAAUUAACAACUUGUAAAAACAAAUCAAACAAAAAAAAAUUACUACCAACUACACAAGAAUUCGCAACAAAGAUUUUUCACUUAUUUACUAAAUACAUACAACAACAAAAACACAUAAUUAAUUAAAAAAAUUUAACAACAAAAUGUUUAUUAGAAAUCUUCAUGUCUUCGGCAUGAAUUGAAAUUUUUAAACGAAACACUCUACCAAAAGUUACAUAAAUAAUAAAAAGUGUAUAAAGUAAAAAUAAAAAAAAAACGUUAUAAAAGUAAUUAAUUUUUUAAGAAUGGUUACAUGCAAAUCGGAUAAUCAAGUCGUUGCUAUACCAAAAAUGAAUUCAGUUCGUACACGUAAAACCAAUGGUAGUAAUUCAUCUGGCACCCGUCUAUUGGAGAGUGAUCAUCAGGAAUCUUCAUCCAGUGUUAGCCGCAAUUCGGUCUAUAAAUUAAAAAUCGAUUUGAUGUUUGACGAUACCAGUCGUUCCACCCGCAGCAAUCGCCUAGAUGACCCGCAUGGCUCUCAUCGUACCCGCUCCAUUAUUAUGUAUGGACGCAGCGAAUUGGCCAGUACAGCUGGGGAGAGUUCGCGUUCGAUUACAAGUUACCUGCACGAAACCAAUGAAACAGCGAAAAUUCUAGCCGACAAUGCGAAAAAAGAUGUUCAACGUAUUAGCAAUAGUGUACAGGCACAAAUCGAACAAUUAUUCACAGAUGUCGCUAAAGAUGCAACAAGCAGUUUUCCCGUCACCUGUUUGGGUUCGUUGCCGCUGAAAGACAAAGUAACCAGUUUACAGGGUUUGCAGGAACCGUUAAGAGAACUUUAUUUAAGAGAAAUUAACGAUGAAAAACAAAAUUUGGGUACUUUGGAUAUAUGUGCAACAGGUCUGAGAGUGAAGACGAACAAUCUCCACAAUAAUAAUUUAAAUAAUGACAGCAGUAUAACACCGUUUCACAAUAUUGCUGUUUGGUCCGCUGUAAAAUUCACCGUAUCAAAGGAAGAUGGAGGUGCAGCAUUUUUACCGCUCAUUACAUCACCUGAGAAUAUUGACAAGUCCACACUAUUUCAACCUUUAAGUGCCUUGGAGCAGAAACGUUUGGCCAACAACCAACACGCACCAAUUUUUGCGGUCGUCAUGCGUUCACCUGGCAUGCCGAAAGUGCUCGAAUGUCACGGUUUCAUUUGUAAAAGCACUGAAGAUGCCAUCGUUAUUGCGGCCACUCUCUAUCAGAGUUUAAUGGCACAUGUCAGCUCCAAUUCACAUCGAAGCACAAAACGUCGUACUCCGCGCAAUCAAAAUGGUGUCAGUUGCAUAAGUAUAGCCAGUAGUUCGGCUGUAACAGGUUCAAAUUACCACUCAAGGUCACAACUGAUAUCCGGUGGUCGUAAGAGUUCAUUUCGCAGUGCAACGGGUAGUACUAUUGGUGCGUCCGUAGCCUCACGUUCCAGUCGCAAGAAACGUGUUUCAAAUAGUUCACUUAGUUCGAGUAGCAAUGUAAUCAACGAAGCUGUGGAAACUUCAACGGAGGAAAGAAAGCGCAAAUCGCACAAGACCAAAAGAGCUCCGCCAAUACCAACCACCAUACCGGGAGAAGCUUCCAGGAAAUUACACUCAUCUGUACGCAAUAAUUCAAGUUCUAGAGAUAAUUGUAAUUCUCCUUCGCUGUCGUAUCUGGAGAAAUCGGAAAAUAAUCUUCGAAGUUCACAUCGUUCUCAUUUGAGCCAUUCGAAAAAGACAUCGGGUGAUAGUGUUUACAAGGCAUCUCAACUAAUUGGUAAUGGAAUACCACCAGCUGUGGUGGCAGCAGCAAUAGCUUCAUCUAAUACUGGAUUACGGAGUGGUGAGAGUGGAGAUAUCUUUACGCGUGUUGCAAUUCCUAGAUCCGGUAGCUUCCUGAACACAGGAGGCCUUACACGGUACAAAUCCAGAGCUGCACGUCGCAAUUCCGGAAAAAUUGGUGGUUCAAAUGGCGGUGGUGGUGGUUCACCACUUGGUUUCAGCGAACUCUUCAAUGAAUUUCGUUUGCACGAGAAUUUGCAUUCACUGGAUGAUAUUCUUUCUGCGAUUAUUGAUGCCGACGGCAUGUCGUUUAAUGAUCUAAAGCCGAUCUACAAGGAAUUUCUCCUUAAACUAGCAGUCACCCUAACGAAGGAUGAGUUAUUUCAAAGAUCAAAGAACAUAAUGCGUCGACAAAAGAAGAAGAAACUUAAACGCAAAUUAUAUUCCAGUGGUUCCCAAAAAAAACCGAAAACCCCAAUUUUUGGCACAAAAAGUUUGAAGAAGGUUUUUCAGUUAGGUCAGUUUCGCUCGUGUCGUGGAAAACCGCCAAAACCACCCCGCAAUAAAGACUUGGAAAAUCAUCGAAAUUCCGAACCUCCGCUUGUCAUUGGACAACCCACAACAAUAUCAUCGCGUCAAAAUCACCGCCAGCUACACGGACAUCACCAUCAGCACCAACACCACCAUAAUCACCAUCAAAAUCAUCGUAAUCGUGUGGCUACCAGCGGUUCAGAUGUGUCCGUGAUACGUCAUGAGAAUGCAUUUCAAGGACUAAAUCGGAACAGUAGCAGCGGGUAUGUACUGAACAGAUAUGUCUCCUGUUCGGAAUGCAGUUACGAUUCGGAAUCAUGUACUUGCACUUCGGCUGAUCGUUGCUAUUGCAGCCUUCGUACAGAUCAGCUUGACAGCCAUGAAUUGCGGCACAAAAAUGAACGUCGGAAUCCAAGGCCUGUCCAUAACUCCAACAAUAUAAAUCGUCAUUCGUUAAUAUCUUGCCAAUCGGACGACAAGUGCUAUUGUUCAAUGGUAGAAGAAGAAGUGCCCAAUACAGCUGACGAAGAAACGGCCAACGCUCAUUCUGAUACGACCUGGUGUGAUACCGACAGCUGUAUAAGUACCAGUAAGUGCUAUUGCAAACGAAUUGAAACUCGUUCCAAUUCCAGACAUAUCGACUGCAAUAGCAAAACUAAAUCACCAAAACGAAGAUCACGCUCCAUAACACGUAAGACGUCCGACAAACUCGCCGUCGAUUAUGAACUGUUCAAUAUCAAUGGUAACAACAAACCCAUACAGCCCCACGAAGCGUUGAGUGUUAAGAAAAGCGUUGAGGCAGCUGCCAUUUUUGCCGAUGUUAAAUUAAGCCAGACAACAGAUAUCAAAAGUUUGUGUUCUGGUGGUUCUACAAAGCUUAAAAAUGUCGACAGCUGUCGUUCAUACUCGGUUGCUGCACGAAAACAAACACAGUCGUAUCGUAAACGGGAAUCGUUUAGUAUUGGCCGCCGGAAUGAGCGAAAUCAAAUGCCAGUGCACAAUCUCUCGUCUAAUACUCUAUCAUCGCAAAAGUCCUGCAGUGCCGAUGAUCUUCUUAAACAAUUGUCGUACAUCGAGAAGAAUAUCGCUCGUGCUGCAUCGGUACACAGUGGUAAGAGUAAAACACGCGACAUCAUCUUGAGAGAGAAUUUUCAAAAUAACUACCAAUCAAUGCGUGCUGUAAGUGCCUCUCUCGAGGAUACUUUAGGAUAUUUGCCAUAAACUCACAUUAAUUUAACACUUCUCUCAAAAUACUGUAAAUUUACUUCAGUAAUGAAGACGAGCAUUUAAUUUUAAAUUUUGUUGCAAUUAACAAUUUAAUUUUCAUUUAUUUAGGUUUAAGUAACAUAUUUAUUUAUUUUAAGUGCAAUAAAUUAAAUUAGAAUAGAAGCUGCUUAUGUUUCUCAAGGGAAUUAUAAUUCCUGAGUGACUCAUUUAAUUCCUUUGCGAAACGUAAUCACACAAUCACGUAAUAAAUUCAUUAACAUAAAAAAUACAUACAUGCAUAUUUAGAAAUUAAAUUCAUUUUAUUUUAAAUCCAGUAUUUUAUUUAAAUAAUUAUCUAGUUUCACUUUAAAUAAUGUGCAAUAUCCAUACCAAUAUUAAAAUUGAUCCUUUUUAUAAUCACCACUAAGAAUUGUUUUAAAUCAAAUCUUUAA
Calliphora vicina (urban bluebottle blowfly) is the source of this 4014-nucleotide messenger RNA. RefSeq lists its product as uncharacterized. Bases 335 to 3577 code for a protein of 1080 amino acids. Lineage: Eukaryota; Metazoa; Arthropoda; Insecta; Diptera; Calliphoridae. The record is from RefSeq and is a predicted model, not a curated record. The transcript has 7 exons.